AUGAAACUUUUCCUUACAUUCAUAAUUACAGUUAUUUUAAUUAAUUUCAAUAGUGCAGCAAAUAUUUUGGGUUUCAUGAACGUUGCUUCACCAAGUCAUUCAAUUUGGAAUAAUGUAUUAGUAAAGGGUUUAGCUGAACGAGGUCAUAAUCUUACAAUUAUAAUUUCGGAUUUACCUAAAGAUUCAAAUGAAAUCAUAAAUAAUGUGACGUAUUUUACUGUUGAAGAAGUUUACAGUGGGAUUAACGAAAUUGUUCAAAUAAAAGAUUUUUUUAACUUACCUGCAUAUAAAAAUCCUAUUGAGUUUCAUGCCUAUUGUAUUAAAAAUUGCGAAGCAACCCUAAAUUCAAAAGAAUUCAAUAAAUUUAUAAGCACUUAUGAUCGUAGUUUUAAAUUUGAUUUAGUUUUAUAUGAUUUUGUAUGUGGACCUUGCCUUUUGGGACUACUAGAAUAUUUUAAUUAUCCACCAUUAAUUGCUAUAUCACCGUUUCCAGUUCUUUCAUUUGGUAACAGAUUUAAUGGAAAUCAUAAUUAUGCUGGUUACAUUAGUUAUUUUGGCGCUUCAUUGAAUCCAGUCCAUAAUAUAUUUGACAGAUUUUAUAAUAAUUUUUUGUACCUAUUUGAGGCUUUUUAUAGACGUUACAUAUUUUACCGGGAUCUUGAUCAAGUAGCAAGAAGCAAGCAUUUUCUAAAAGAUAUCAAAUUUAUUGGAGAUUUAGAAAAGAGUGUGAUGAUUUCAUUGGUAAAUACUCAUCCGUCAGUAACUUCAGCACAACCAAUACCACCGAAUGUAAUUGAAGUUGGAGGUCUUCAAAUAACAGAUGUUAAACCUUUGCCAAAAAAUUUAGAAAACUUUAUAACUUCAGGCAAAAAGGGUGCAAUAUUAUUUUCAUUGGGCACAAAUGUGCGACCGGAGGAUAUUUCCGACGAAUACAUUGACAUUUUCUUUACAGUUAUAAAAAAUUUUCCUGAUUAUAAUUUUAUGCUAAAAUUUGAUGAAACAAAAAUAAAAUUAAAUAUGCCGAAAAAUCUUUUAAUUAAAAGAUUUUUUCCACAACGUGAUAUAUUGGCACAUCCAAAUACAAAGCUGUUUAUAACACACUGUGGCGGAUUAAGUAUACAAGAAUCUAUUUGGCAUGGAGUUCCAUUUCUGGGAUUAUCAUUAUUUUCUGAUCAAGUCAAAAAUGCUAAAGAUGCUGUACAAAGAGGAAUUGCAGUUCAAGUGGAAUUUUUUAAUUUAACAAAGCAAACAUUUGAGUAUGGUAUAAGAGAAGUCUUGGAAAAUGACAAGUAUGCUAAGAACAUUAAACUGAUGUCGAAACAAUUCCGUGAUACUCCUAUGAAACCGUUAGAAACUGCUAUUUGGUGGAUUGAAUAUAUUUUACGUCAUCCGAAUUCCGAUUAUCUAAAAUUAAAAUCACUACAAAUGAAUUAU
Messenger RNA from Condylostylus longicornis, 1434 nucleotides. Its product is annotated as UDP-glucosyltransferase 2-like. The annotation marks the transcript as partial. Gene Ontology annotation, molecular function: UDP-glycosyltransferase activity. The transcript has 5 exons. Lineage: Eukaryota; Metazoa; Arthropoda; Insecta; Diptera; Dolichopodidae. The record is from RefSeq and is a predicted model, not a curated record.